AUGAGCGACCAGUCGACACUGGACAGUUACUUCUCGUCAACUCAAGUAGUAUGCAAAGAUGUACUCCGACAAUAUGCACAACACGGUAUAACAGACAAACUUCGUCCUGUUGUUUGGAAAGUAUUAAGUGGAUAUCUUCCAGAGGACACUUCUCUCCACGAAGCCAAGCAAAAAAUCAAAAAGGCGGAAUAUUGCAAUUUGGUUAAUUUCCAUUUCCACGUUACGAAACACAAAUAUCCAAAAGCAUGGAAGAAUGUUAAAGACCAAAUUGGGAAAGACAUUCCACGUAUGAGUCUGAAACCUUUCAAGAUCUUCAAGUGUAAACAAUUUUGUCAAAUGUUAGAAAGGAUCAGUGUUGUGUGGUCUUUUGAGCACGCUGAUAUUCUAUUCUUCCAAGGGUUAUUAGAUUGGGUCGCUGUUAUCAUUCUUCCAUUCUUAUUUGAACAUGUACCAUUUGAAGAGGCGAGAGAUAUUAGCGAUAUAGCACUCUUCACUGAUAAAUGGUUGUUACAAAUUGAAGCGGAUUGUUACUUCACGAUGAGUAUAGUAUUAGAAAAAUACAGAGAAUUACUCGAGGCGGAUUUUGGAAGGAUAUUUAAUGCUAUACAAGUGCUAGAAAAGUUGAUUGAAGUCCACCACCCUAUUUUACAUACAUUCUUACAAGAGUAUCCCACAGCAUAUAUGAUCGCAACACGCUCCUUCAUAUGUCCGUUCACUCGGAACUUCUACGCACCUUAUGUGUUUUAUUUGUUUGACGCAUUGAUGACAACGGAAAUGUUGCACACCCACUUUUACUUUGUCGCAGGGAUGUUCUUGGAGAAUGAAGAACUCAUAAUCCAAAGCGAAGACGUCAUACAAACUAUUCAGUCGUUGCCAACACAUGAGUGGGGGUUGAAUAAAAUGCGAAUUUAUAUAUCAAAUGCGAUGAUGCUGUAUUUUAAUGACACAAAGAACUUCGCAACAAUCUUUGCACCAAUGAGCGACCCAUUCGAAACACCUCCAUAUCUUAAAAACAAUACAUCACAACUCACUCUUAAACAACUCCCCCAUCUCGAUGUUAUUACUGAGUGCAUAUUCAGAUAUGCACUGGCGUUUUUGAUAAUCCGGAUAUUCAUUUCACUCUUUACGAUUAUUGCAAUAAUCACUGCGACGACCGUUAAAAAGAAGUUAGAGUUACAAAAGAAAUAA
Messenger RNA from Entamoeba invadens IP1, 1188 nucleotides. RefSeq lists its product as hypothetical. The record is from RefSeq and is a predicted model, not a curated record. Gene Ontology annotation, biological process: activation of GTPase activity. The transcript is spliced from 2 exons. Gene Ontology annotation, molecular function: GTPase activator activity. Bases 1 to 1188 code for a protein of 395 amino acids. NCBI's taxonomy places the organism in Eukaryota, Evosea, Mastigamoebida, Endamoebidae.